Molecule: messenger RNA, 3719 nt
Organism: Drosophila kikkawai
Lineage: Eukaryota; Metazoa; Arthropoda; Insecta; Diptera; Drosophilidae
Source: RefSeq, a predicted model, not a curated record
GCACAAAAGGGGCUUACUUCUAAAAGGCUUGGCAGCCUUGCUUAGUUAAAAACAUCAAAAAUGUAUUAGGUUUUAAUGUUUUAUAAUAUUUUACAACCACUCUAUUUUCUUGUAAUAUUAUUUGGCCAUGCGUUUACUUACUUGGUACUUUUAACAAGAAAAAGAGGUCUUUACGUUUGAAAUGUGCUAUCCGUGUCGGUGUCCCAGGAGGAGCAUCAGCUGCCAUGGAGGAGAAACUUGUUGUCCUCGGCCUUAUUGCCAUCAGCGUUCUUGCUCCACUGGCAAUUCUCGCGUCAUCUUCCCUGGGGAGUUUCAAAAGUUCUCGGACAUGAUCCCACCUAGUUUUCUUGUAACGGAGCCAAAGUGCCGAAACGUUAAAAAGAAAUCAAAUUGUGCAAAUCAAGCUUCCAAGGUGGUAAAAGAUUCAGAUUGUGGGGACAAAGGACAAAGAAGUAAAUCAUGCGAUCCCGAAGAACCAAGAUGUCCAGAAGAAUUAGGAUUAUCAGGGGAACCCGGAUUUUCAAGAGGUCUUGGAACAGGACUGGUGGACUGCUGUCAACCCACAGAUAUGCCUUGGUAUGAAACCAACUGUAUGCCUUCUCAACCCCAAUGGGUAGAUUAUGGAUGUCCUGGUCCUGUUUGCUGUCCAAUAGACCGUCAGGGAUUCAAUUCUGAACUCCGAGCAGCAGGACUGCCUUCUAAGCGUUCGCCUCCAUUUAAUCCCUGCACAGGACAAGUUUAUCAGUGUGCAAAUCCGCAAAUGGUAGAAGGAAACCCCAACGCUAUUGGUCAGACAUAUAACCAAAUCUGUCAGGGCGUAAACAUAUGCUUUAGUCCUGCCAACACUUGUUUUCAGUUCACUCCUUGUAAUUUCGGAGGAGCAAACUCAGACGAAGCCAAUCAAAAUCAACCAUAUUACCAGUUUUGUCAGUGUGCCAACAUGGGUCCCGGUCCUGGAACCCCGUCUUCAGAAGAUCCCAGUUCAUUAUCACCUCAGGGUGAUAAUAGAUCAAAGGAUCAUAGAAAGGGAAAAGAAAGGAGAGAACAAAGCGUAGCCAAGGCAACGAAAAACCAACGCCAUCAGUAUAAUCAGAAUAACUGCGAAGAGGGCGGAAACUUAAACGAAGCUAAUCGAAAUCAAGCAAAUAACCGAUUCUAUCAGGGCGUUAACAAUGGCCUCGGACCUCCUAACCCGUAUUAUUUAUACAACGGCGGAGAUGGUACACUAGGUCCUUCUUCAGAACAUCCCAGGUCAGCACCUCAGGGUGAUAGUAGAUCAAAGGAUCAUAGAAAACGAAAAGAAAUGAGAGAAGGAAACGUAGCCAAGUCAACCAAAUCGAGACAAGGUCCCACCGCUAGCCAGCGCCAUCAGUAUAAUCAGGAUAACUGCGAAGAGGGCGGAGACCUAAACGAAGCUAAUCGAUAUCAAGCAUAUUACCAAUACUGUCAGGGCGUUAACUUGGGUCUUAAUCCUGCUAACCCGUAUUAUCUAUACAACGGCGGAGAUGGGACACCAGGUCCUUCUCCUCAGCAUCCCAGGUCAUCACCUCAGCCUGAUAAUAUAUCAAAAAGUCAAAGAAGUGUAGCCAAGGCAACUAACGCUAGCCAGCGCCAACAAUAUAAUCAAGAAAACUGCGAAGAGGGAACACAAUCAAACGACUUUAAUCGAGGUCAAAUAUAUAAGGAUCCACGGCAAGUUUGUCAACAUCCAACAUAUUCUGGCCAAGUGUCCCAAGGUGGUAAAAGGUUAGCGUAUCAAGAAAAAAUAAGCGAAACCAGAGAAGUUCCCCGAUCUAAUCACCACAAUCGAUAUAAUUCCCAGGAUUGCAGAGAGGAAACAAUAGAUCGUAGACAAAAUCCUCAAGCACAACAAUCUGGACGAGUUUCUCAUCAGAAUCCAACUGCUGGCCAUGUUUCUCAAACAAAAAGAAUCGAAUUAAGAGAUGCUUCAAGAUCUCGUUCUCAAAAUUUAAGAAAGGAAUCAAUAGAUCCUAGAAAAUCUCCUCAGACAAAUUCACCUGUCAAUCGAGUCCCUCGAUCUACUCAUAGAUCGAAAUCUCUAGAGCCGCGAACCGAAUCAAGAGGAGACAACUUAGCCAGAAAACCCCAACCAAGCAGAUCAGGAACCAUAAGUUCUGAUCGAGUUCCUCGUGCUGAUGCCAGGUCAAGGUCCUUGGGAAAACAAAACGAAUCAAGAGAUCAUCCCUCUAAAAAUAAACCUGAAUCUAAUUUGAAUUUCUAUAAACAAAAUGUGGGCAUGAACUUCGGGCCCUCAAAUGAGCACUAUAUAGCCAAUUAUACUCCACCCGAUCCCAUCUAUACUACUACAUUGGAUUCCACUUUGUGUGACUCGGGUUCUCCAAGGGAACGAAACGAAUCGAAGAGAGGGAAUACAACUAGGAAUUAUGGGCAAUCCAGACAAGAAAGUCUCCCGGAAUAUCAACCAACUUGUGGAGCUCCUUAUAACCUGCGAUUUAAUCCCACCAUUCAGUACUCUAACCAAUGUUACAGUCCUCCAUCCCCAGAGAAAUUGAGGACAACAAAAGAGAAGACCCACAACCUGCCUUCCAAUGACCGUUCGCAGCUUCUCAACCGCUCUCGCGAGACCGGACAAUUUUAUGAUCUGCAGAUGCCUAAAGAAACUUUUAACCAGCAGCCGGUUUCGGCAAAGAAGUGCAUGUGCAAGCCAACGCUCUCAGAAAUACUCGCAAAUGAAAUAUCAUCACAGCCGCAUGUGCUCCUGCUCAAGAAACGAUUGAAUAAAUGUCCUGCAGAGCAACAGGGCUCCGGACAUGUGCUCAUGCUCAAAAAGCAAAUGGACGGACAGAAGAAAAGUCCUGCAGAGCAGCAGAGCUCCGAGCCACAGGAGAAAUGCAGCUACGAUUAUCAGGAGGAUGACUGCAGCAGCUCAGACACGGAGGAACCCAAAAACUCCCCUUGCACGGAGAAACCCGUCAACUGCCCGUGCAAGGAGGAGGCCAACUACUGCAAGAAUGGCGCUGGUGUUGAUGCCGCUAUGUCCGCCGGGUGCACCAACAGAUGUGGAUGGAUGACAUGUCCUAAUCCCUGGCCCUGUUGCUGCGGUCGCUUCAACGGACCCUGCAACAGUUCCUUUAUCGGUCCCUGCAAAAGUUCCUUCAUCGGUCCUUGCAAUAGUACCUUCCUCGGUCCGUGCAAUGGUCCUUGCAACGGUCCCUGGAACAGGCCCCGCAGCGGUCCCUGCAAUGGUCACCUCUGCUACUACGGGAACUGCUGCAGUGGUUGUGGAAACUGCUGCAAUUACCGCUGCAAUCCCUGCGGUGGCUGUUUUUGCCAACCGUCGGCAGGCCCGGCCAAGACUGGCAAGGAUUCUGGGAAGUCCAAGGAAAAGCAAGAGGGUAAUAGGACUUUUCACAGUCGAAGACUAGGCGGUACCGCCGGGAACAAUCGAACUUACAGUAGCCUGCGGCCAACAUCUACAUUUGGCAAUUUCAUUCCGGCGCAUCCAACCAUGCAAGGGUAUUUUCCAACACCGCCGCCCCAAUACAUCUCUCCGUACAGUGGACACUGGCAAGCGGGCGAAGUACUAUUGAAUCCGAUGUUUUCCAAUCAAAAUACCCUGGACAGCUAAAAGCGCCACUGACACGCCAAUCAUAGUCAUGUUUAAAUUUUUCGUUGAAAUAUUUUUAACACUUUUAACACGAGUCUACGCCUAAUAAAAAAUUGUUUAUUAAAACCAA